CGCAUUACUACCUAUUCCUAGUAUCAAUCCAUAUAUGCUCUACCUGCUUUUUUUUUCUUUACAGAUGCAGGAUGUCAAUCUAAUGUAAAUACCUGUGUCCACCACGACGGCUGCUUCAUCCUCUGUGCUUAUCCGGUCAUGGUGGAGACGUGUGAGCCCGUCACCGCAGCGGACGUCGUGUUGGACAGCGCCUCGUCUGAAGCCCUUUCUGAGAAAGGCUUCGUCACAGAUGCUUCUUCAGCUAUACAUUUGGGAACAAAUAACAACAAUUUAUGCCAGUAAGUGUAAGUAUCUAACUACGUCUAGUAGUUUUGCUUUGCCGGUUGUUCGGUACGACCACUUGAGACGCAAUGAUGAGGUUUGAGGAUUGCUGUGCAUCUUCAAACUCAUCCGCACGCAUACUACAGGGGAUCGUCUUCUCAAGCAAUACUGUAGAGAUGUUGAAAGAGGACAUCGGAUACGAGAUGGAGAUGAAUACUCGCAAGCACACUUCUAAAUUAUAACGACCACGCGCAGGAACGAAACGGCCCAACGAAGACUUUCGUCUGGACAACAGAUGCCGGGAUUUUGCCACUUGCAGUUGCAACUGAGCAGGCAUCGCGACCGCAGGCUGUGGGCUUCGACGCGGUCUUCGGUGCACCAUUUGAGUCAGCGUGCGCGAGUCAGGCAGACGACGUCAUAUGGGCGGACGAUUUCUUUGCGGGGGUGUCAAAGCCUCUGGGGGCGCCGCCAGAGGGUACUUGUUAUACUCGAAAUGAAGUUUGUUCGGACGUGCCUCACUUUUUUGACGCUGGAGAGUAGUGGAAGAAACCGUUUUCCGCGACAUAUUGUUGUAUGGCCAUCGAACGUCACCCUUGCAAACAGAGCAAUCAAAAGGCUGUUCAAGGACCUCUCCAACCUGAAGAGUAUAACUUCUAUGGAACACAAACAUGCUAUUGAUACAGGAUGAGCGCUUGAAUGAAUUAUACGAGCGAGAAAAGCGUUCCAAAAAUACUACCUGCUCAGCCCAUUACCUGGCGGAAGCGUGUCUCCGAAGUGCCGCCGAAAUAGCGAAGCUUCACGUGAGCGCAGCUCUAGCCUGCGGCUUCAAUGGUGCAAUUAGUACUGACCUAGUUCUGUCUCCUCUGCAUCCGGCAAUCGCAGAAGGUGCUGUGGCGAGUGUUGCUUUUGAACAACCUGGCCCUCAAGACGGCGCAGCUGCCUCAUCAUCGGGUCCGCAUGUCUAUUACGCGGCACCGCCAUUAUCGUCCAGUUGGAGCACGAGCAUAACGGGUUUCCACUUCGAUGCACGCGCGUUUCUACGCGCUCACGGGGAAAUGCUUGCGUUCACUGAAAUGAUGAAAGCGCUAGAUCAAUGGAUACUGAACGAAAAUAGCACGCUACUAGCUUGCGGAGACGCUGAUAGUAAUCACGGCAGCUGCCCAUUUCAUUUUGUUAUUCAUUGUAAAUAUGAGCAGAAUGAGUAUGAGCCGGAACCGUAGCUCUUCCUUUCAUCUGCAUUUCAGAUUCGAAAGCAAAUUAUGUCUUGGUGUGGCAUCCGCUUGAAAUAGAGAUACGACGGCCGUUGAAUGGAGAUGAUUCUUGGGGUAUGCAGUUCUACUCAUCUGGAGGCGCACCAACUUUUCUAGCUAGUACUUGUGACCACUGCGUCGACUCCUGACAUGAUUUACCAGAUACACCAACAUCGCCUGAAGAUUUUUUACAUCGCAAAUUCUUUUUGAGACCGCAACCGGUUCCUUACUUCACCGGCUUAUAUGAGGGGGCUGGAGGCCUUUUGUCGGAAUUCUCGCGAAAAGAGUUGUCGGCAAACGCGCUCGUCGCUGAGAUUCUCAACUUGUUGUCCCGCAAUUUGCCAAGGGCAACCGAGAAGGACGGCGACGGCGAUGCUGCCUCUCUGGGGGGCGAUGGGGCGGAACAAUUGCAAGAUACGAAUGAUAGAAGUAUCAAGGGUGCAUCGGCCACUAUUAUCGAUACGGAGCGUGCAGCUGUUGUGGCCGCGUUGACAAACGUGCCCGGCGCAGCUGCUUUGGCAGACGUAAAAGAACAGAUUGCCAAAAAGCAGCAUGAGGUCGUUGACGCUCGUAGGGAGGUCGUGGAAGCUGAGAAAGCACUAGAGAAUUGCAACCCCUACGAAGAUGAUGAGAUCAAGCUUCGCCGCGUAGUUUCAUGGAAAAAGGGCGCGAUGGACAUGCUCACGCAGCAUUAUGCGUUUUUGUCGUAAAAGUCGUUGUAAAAUCCACCACCAUUUUGAUGAUUUUCUACAGCGAGCUAGUAUCCACAGCUUCAUCUUCACGUUCACGUCGCUAAAAUGAGUUCUAAUGAUUAGUCUCGGAGCUGCAAGAGCAGGAGAAAGUUGCAACCGAGAAAGUGAGCGCUGCGCGACGGCGCUUGGAGCUUCAGGCGCGCAACAGGACAGCGACUUCUGCGCCGGCACCUCGGAAAGCGUUUUCUCUUUUGUCCGAUUUCUUGCUGUUUCAUGAGCCCAUUUCUGAAGCGGACAAGGCGGCGGUUCUUGCGGACGCCUCCGGCGACAGCCAAGCACCGUCGAGGAGCGCGUCCAAAGAUUCAAGUACCAUCGUUCCAGAUUCUUACUUAGCCAAAGCUGUUGGUGAUGACGUGAAUGCGAUUGGAGGAGGCGAUUCUUCUUCCGUUGAUAGCCUCCAAGAUGACCACAGAAGGGCGAAAUUCGUGCGCCAGCGCGCGUUCGUAAGGCAGGGUGUUUUCAAUCGAGUGCCGUUCGUCGUUCGCUUGUUGCCAGGGGGCGAGGCACUGCGCGAUCCAAAAUCUUUCUUGGAUGGCAUCAUGAACGGCGCCGUGGUCGUCCCAUCGUCAGCGACCUAUUCAAGAUCGAUGGGCGGUGCCCGCCAGCCCUCAAAAAGAGGCCCACAGAGUCUGCCUAAGCACGCAGUCGAGAUCUCGUUCUCGCGGAAGGCGCCACAGCGGGCUCUCCUAUCUGCCUGCAUCAAUCAGACGACUCUUGCAGCAGAUGCGCCAGAGCAAGGCAAAGUGUAUAAGCCACUUUGGUCUCAUUGCGUUGCCCCUACGUUUUUAAACGACGCGGCUCUCGGCGGGGAUGGUACAACAACUUCCGCUUACCUGUAGAAUUUACUAGUCAUUACAAACAAAGGUUGUCCUCCUUGUAGAAAACUUGAGUUCACAUCCAAUUCGUCUGCAUAGAUAUGCCUAGAUCUAGUGUCUUCCCGUCAGCCCAUUCCGAAAAACGACAGGUCUUGAGGUCGAACCUGUAGAGCAUUGGUUGAUUUUGCGGUCCUCUGGUGGUUCGCUGCGUUUUCAAGUGGGUCUCUGCGAGAACGGGAUGUUCUACGGAGUAAACUGUAACGCCCAGAGCUUUCUCAGCUAUGCUCACAAUCCGAUGGAAGUUUCGGACUUGUUACUCGAAAGUGAGGCAUUACAAUGCCUGGGACUGCUUCCUGGAUGUCUACAGGCUAAUCUUUUGAUGCGGGAAUUGCUACAGUCAUCGAGCAGCGAUGAAACAAAAAGGUGUGACGGCUCUUCUUUUGAACCUCAUGGUGGUCCUGGUCGUGAAGCAUCAUCAAUAGCGCCUUCAUCAAGUAAGAGGAAAAAUGAUGAUACUGGGAUAUCACCACUUCCGUUACUAGCGAUGUUGCAAGCGGCUCUAUACUACGAUGUGAAAAUGUGGCCUGUAUCCUUCUCUUCGCGUGCUUGGGGAGGCAUGGCAUCUCCGGUGCUACUGCAUUGCAUCCUAAAGAAGCUCCAGCUGCUGUCACCGGAGCACUCAUACGAAAGUUAUGAUCGGAAUACUACAAAGAAAAUCUUCAAGAAAGUCUCUCAUCUCGAAAAAGAACAGCCCUUUUGAACGAUGGGAACAGUGACGGAGCUGUUGAUCUCUACUGUGAUGAAUUUCCUAUGUACACCUCUUUCUAAAAAAUGGAGCAUUUCCAGUUGUUAUUGGAAACACUACGCAAGGUUCCGAAUGACAGCGGCAGCAGCCUUCAAACGCAUGUGGACCUGCUAAAGUUACGAGGAAUGUUUUUGCGUGCGACGAUUUCUAAUUUUUCUCCCGCAUCACGACCUAUGCAAACUAGUGCUUUAAACUUUUGUUGAGACGUGAAGAAAACCUACUAUGCUGGCAACUCGAGUGCUAGCUACUCGUCAACAAAUCGUUUAUAUAUCAGCAAAAAAUGACCCAUUUGAAUGAAAAUGAGAACCACCUCUCGGCAUGUGCAUGUCAGUGAUUAUUUGAGAAUGCAUAGCGUCUAGCUCUACCUCAUCUUCUAAUAAAACGAAUGGAAUUGUCGAUCUUGCACUCGACUCCGAAACGGAUGAAGCAGGUCACUGCAGAGGACUUACGGUAUGCCAUCGACACAUAUGAAACCAUGGACCUUUGCGGAGCAACGAAGUAGAACAAAAAAACAGAGAAAGUGAAUCAGACGAAUUGUCCGUGAUUUAAUAGUACUUACUCGUUACAAUAAUAUUGGUGUUGGUGCAGUAAACUCUGGAGUAAGCAGUAGAGUGUGUCUUCGUCGUGUACAGAAUCCAUGAAAUAUUCCACACUUCUUUAUGUAGUAGAAAAAAUCACCUAGAGGUAAAGGAGGCGUUAUAUGGCGGAGUAGCGAAAACGCCCGUCUACGAAAAAAAGAAUUGUCAUCAAAUGAUUAGACCACAUGUUCGUACGACUUCGUUUCCAAAAUUACUAACGAGCACCUCCAGGUUCAGUCUCUGAAUUUUUCCACGGAC
Molecule: messenger RNA, 4719 nt
Organism: Amoebophrya sp. A25
Lineage: Eukaryota; Dinophyceae; Syndiniales; Amoebophryaceae
Source: the annotation of a GenBank genome assembly